Molecule: messenger RNA, 1990 nt
Organism: Centrocercus urophasianus (Greater sage-grouse)
Lineage: Eukaryota; Metazoa; Chordata; Aves; Galliformes; Phasianidae
Product: ammonium transporter Rh type B-like
Exons: 10
Coding region: 274-1629 (451 amino acids)
Biological process (GO): ammonium transmembrane transport; ammonium homeostasis
Cellular component (GO): plasma membrane
Molecular function (GO): ammonium channel activity
Source: RefSeq, a predicted model, not a curated record
CUUCCCCCAAAGUGGCCGUACUUUACUUGUCAGCUCCUUCCUCUUCCUCUUCCUUCUCAGUGCAGGACAAACAACUUCACCAAAGCAAGGCAAAGCAAAAGAAAGGCUCUGCUGCAGCUUCUCAACCCCAGAGGGAACCAGCUCUGCCAGCAGCCCCAGGUUGCUUCUUGCCCUCAUUUUCCUGGGCUUUUCCGGGCAGGACUUGGCCUCGCAGGCGUGGUUUGCAGGCAGACUUUGCAGGCAGCUCUCAGCCGCUUCGGUGAGCUCUGCAGCAUGGCUGAGCGUGCUGCUGCAAGGCUGCACCUCUCUGGGCUGUGCUUCUUCCUCCAGCUCCUCACCAUCGUCCUCUUCGCCACCUUUGUCCGCUACAGUCCGGAGAGCUCCAACCUCUGCUCCACGGAGCCAAGCUGCAGCCAGAGAGACCCCAGCCCGACUUUGGGGUACCCCCGGUUCCGGGAUGCCCACCUCCGAGCUCUCCUCGGCUUUGGCUUCCUUCUGGCCUUCCUCAGCCGUUACGGGGUGGGCAGUGUGGCUGGCAGCCUCCUCAUCGUGGCCUUCACUGUCCAGUGGGCCAUACUGGCCCAGGGGCUCUUUUACUUCUCCCAGAACAGCAAGAUUUACGUGAGCACUCAGAGCAUGGUCAGUGCUGACUUCUGCACCGCAGCCAUCCUCAUCUCCACUGGGGCUGUUCUGGGCAGGGUGAAUCCCAUCCAGAUGCUGUUGAUGGCUCUGCUGGAGGUGCCUCUCUUUGCUUGCAAUGAAUACGUCCUGCGGAGCCUCCUGGGGGUAAGCGACAGUGGAGGCUCCUUGACCAUCCACACUUUUGGUGCUUAUUUUGGCUUGACGGUUUCACGCGUCUUGCACCGGCCCCACAAGGACAAAAGGAAAGAGCAGCAGGACGUGGGGCACCAGCCCGAUCUCUUUGCUGUGGUUGGAACCUUUUGCUUGUGGAUCUUCUGGCCCAGCUUUGCCUCAGCCACCACAACCCACGACAGCGCCGAGCCCUGGGCAGUGCUGAACCUCUACUUCUCUAUGGCAGCGAGCACCCUGGCCACCUUUGUCCUCUCACCUAUCCUGUAUGAGGAGGGCACACUGCAGGUGGCCCAGCUCCAGGAUGCCACCUUGGCCAGCGCAGCCGUGAUGGGGAUGGCAGGGGAGAUGCUGUCCACCCCCUUUGGGGCUCUCACAGCAGGCUUUCUGGCCAGCCAGCUCUGCCUGCUCGGCUCCAGGUUCCUCUCGCCCAUCCUGCGAUCCAGGCUGAAAACCGAGGACACGUGUGGAGUGCACAACAUCCAUGGGCUGCCGGGGAUCCUGGGCACCUUCCUGGGGACACUGCUGGCAGCAUUGGCCACCGCGGAUGUAUACGGCGACAGGCUGCAGCUCGUCUUCCCGCUGGUGGCCGAAGGCAGCCGCACGAACGCUGAGCAGGCGCAGUGGCAGCUAUGCGGGCUGCUGGUCACCCUGCUGUUGGCUGCCUCCGGGGGCGGCCUCACGGGAAUCCUCCUGCGAACGAAGGUGCUGAGGUCUCCCCCCGAGGGGAACGAGUUGGAGAGCAAAGUGCUGCGGGAGACGGAUGAGGAUGGAUGUGACCGCGGGGCGAGCAGCGAGGAGCGAGGCAACGUCGCCUGACAGCGUGGUGAGUUCCAGGCAGUGCCUGCAGCCCAACGUUCCCAGCCAGGCUCAUCUCCACGCCGUCCCCAGGGGAUGCACAGCAAGGAGAUGCUGCAGUCAUUUGGGUUCUUGCUGUGGGAAGAAAGGACAGCCAAGCUUAGCGAGGAUCCAGACCUUGCUUGGUUGAGAGGUGCUUCCUGCCAGCUCUGCUCCGUGCCUUCGUUUUCUCCACCUGACACAGGGAAGAGCUGCGGGGAGGGCUUUUCUUUAGGGUGCUGCGCUGGGAAGGGGCGUACUGAGCUGAAGGGCAAACAGCAGAGACUUUUUCUAUGGAUCCUGUCGACCACUGCCAUUAAAACACCUCUGUCUUCUUUUGUAA